CCUCUGCCCUGGGUGGAGCUUGAUCCUGCGGGCUCGGAGGUGCCCGUGAAUCAGGCUGCAGGCACGUCCAGGGCGGCGGAGCCAGCUGAGAGCGCGACCCGCCACCUGCCCGGCACACCUGGGAAGUUCUCAGAUUUGUGCCUCUGCUUUUGAAGAUACCGGCAGCACCUGAAGGACGCGCGGAGCUGAAUGGCAGAGCCUUAGCAGGCAGGCACAGCAAUGGCACGCUCGGCAGACGGCGGCUGCUCCGCACGCAGGGUCUGAUGGUGCUUCCUCAGCACUGCCUUCCGAGAAGGAGCUGCCUGGAAGAGGACGCGGCAUCUCCCUCCCCACUUCUCACCCCGUAGCCCAGCAGGGUGACGGUGCAGAUUUUCCAGCCCGGUUACUCGGCCGCAGGACCGGAGUUCGGUGCGAUCCAGUUCGGGUGUUUGCUGCAGCCCUCUGGCUCUGUUUUCACAGUUUCUGUUCAGCUCAAGCCAGCAUUGCCAGGCAUUUCACCUGCACGACUGUUCCCCCCUUUAUGGAUUAUUCUGGAUAGGUUGGACAGCGUGGCCUCCAGCACAGCCCAGGAACCCUGCGGAGCUGCAGAGCUCCAGGGGGCGCAGGGUCCUGCGUGACGUCCCAGCAGAAUGGGGUGACUGAGGAUUUUGUGUCACCAAAGUGGGGAAUGUCAAAGAAGAGAAGAGAAGUGAGGAUGGUGCUGUGUGAAGUGUUUGUGAUUUCAUUGCUUUGGUGUUGUGGGCUGGUUUGGGAAGUCUGUGAAUCCAGGAAAGGCCUUCAGUCCAAGAAAGCCGUUGAACCCUGAGAGCAUUUCCUUGAAAUGAGGGGUUGAGACACUUUAGCACAGCCAAGAGCAGGUGAGGAGACCUGAGCACAGCAAAAGGGAGGUAUGUAAGUGCUCACUAUUUUACAGGACAGUCCUGAAGCCUCUUUUUCUUCCUCCUGCAACCACGGCAAUCAUUUCUGUAUUGAAUGCUACCGAAAACAGGAGCUCCUUCCACCCUCUGUGCUCAGCAUCCCUAUGAAGGCAGCUUGACGCAAGCAGUCAAGGACUGCCAAGCUCUUUUCUUCUAACAGCGAGGAAGGCUCUGUGGAUGUCAGUGAUGGAAGCAUUAUAGUGCAGGGUUUGUCUCGAGUCUGGAGUGAUAGCUUCCCUGCAGGCCUCACUGUAAAACACCAAAUCAAUCAGCCCGGGUUUUCCCAACCUUAACUCCAGGAGACUGAAGAAGAAUCCUGCCCUUGCCUUUAUUUCUUCAUGGCUCUCAUGAGGACUCGUGAGCACACAGCAGUGUGGUGCCCUUAAACUUGCCUGCAUCCCACUUAUGGCCGUGCUUCUCUUCCCACACUGAGCUCUCCCUACCCCCAUGGCUCGCCGAUCUCAAAGCUCCUCGCAGGGGGACAACCCGCUUGACCCUAACUACCUUCCCCCCCACUACAAGGAGUAUUACCGCCUGGCUCUGGAUAUACUCACCGAAGAGGGCAAAGAAAGUUACGAACGCUUUCUGGCAGAGGAGGCAGCCCCCGAUUUCCUUUGCAACUCGGAGGUGGAUCACAUCCUACAGAACCUUCAGAAGCCCCAGUAUGCCAAUCAGGAAGGUAACGCAGACGCGGCGGGGGACAACGACGUGGAUGGAUCCUCCGGGACGUACUGGCCCAUGAACUCAGACCUCGCCGUUCCGGAGCUCGACCUGGGCUGGCCCAUGGUCUUUGGGUUCAGGGGAACAGAAGUAACAACCCUGGUGCAACCGCCGCCCCCCGACAACCCCAGCAUCAAGGAAGAGGCUCGCAGGAUGAUUCGAGCUGCUCAGCAGGUGGUAGCCAUAGUCAUGGACAUUUUCACUGACGUGGAUCUGCUGUUCGAAGUGCUGGAUGCUGCUGCUCGCAGAGUCCCCGUGUACAUCUUGCUCGAUGAAAUGAACUCUCAGCUUUUCCUUGAUACAGCUGCUAAAUGCAGAGUCAAUCUGAACUAUGUGGAGUUCCUGAGGGUGAGAACAGUUUCUGGCCCAACCUACUACUGCCGCACGGGGAUGUCUUUCAAAGGACACGUGAAGGAGAAAUUCCUCCUGGUGGACUGCAUGGUGGUGCUGAGUGGCAACUACAGCUUCAUGUGGUCUUUUGAGAAGAUUCACAGGAGCAUUGCGCACAUCUUCCAGGGCGAGCUGGUGGCCAGCUUCGAUGAAGAGUUCCGAAUUUUGUUCGCACAGUCAGAACCUCUCGUUCCUCCAGCCAACGUCUUGGCCAAGGCAGAGAACCCCUUUGCCAUGACUCCCUUCGGCAACAACAUGCCUUUCUUUCCUAAAAAAGCACCCCUCAUGUUCCAGAGGGACGACAACCUUUUUCCCUCCUUCAUGGACAGAGUUGAUCCAGACCGGUACUUCCUGUCCAACUUCCGGCGCGAUGAUUUGUUGCGCCAUACCGUGGAGGGGUCAGCCAUGCGAAUGUACAAAAAGGUGGAGAUGGAGAAUGCUCAGAUGGAUCCCGUCAGGGGUUUUCUCCGUUCCAAGCAGCUGGAGUUGGAUGCUUUUAAGAGACACAGUUUUGCAGAAGGAACGUUUGAAAAUUUUGCUUCUUCUAAGCAAUAUGCCAGGCAGAUGUUCGUGAACAACAUGGACGAAUUUAAAAUCCAGUCCAGUCAUUUUCAGAAGGAUCAGUUCUACCAGUACCAGUUUGAACACCCCCACCUUUCUGGCAGACCCCAGGGAUUCUUCGACAGAAUACGAGGUGGGAGGCCAGGAUUCAAUGAAUUGGAAGAGGGAGGGCCUCUUCCCUAUGGAGAGGGACCCAGAUACCCCGAACUUGAAUCCGGUUUCCCACAGGAGGGUUUCCCCUUAAGGCUGGAUUACGUGCCUUCGAAUUCUUCCAGGGAAGUGAGACAUGGCUCUGAUCAGCUGAACCCUGCAGGCAACGGCCCGAUGGGAAUGAUGCUGAGAAGGCAGAAUAUAGGACAGAAGUUUAUUUGCCAGACUUCUCCUACGCAGAAGCAAAGCCUGGAACAGCGCCUGUUCUUACAAGACAAAGACGAGGACCAGGAUCAGGACAAGAACACUCAGGAAAAUAGAACAGGUUUACGCAACUGGAGGAUUUCUUCGUACCUCAGCGCCUACCAGUCGGAACCAGAAGAAGGUCUCCCGAUGCCCAUGGAAUCGGAAGCCUAUAAUGAUGUUCUUGGGGAUCCCCUCGCAAAGCACCCCACUGACCUCAUCCCAGCAUUCAAAUCCCCUGUGUCUUUUAAUAGCAAGUCACUGGGGGUUGAAAACGCCAAAGAAUUUGCGGAUCCUGAAAGAGGAGGUGAAGAAACACCUCUGAUGAAACAAGACGCCUUCAGGUCCAGAAUAAAUCCCUUGAUCCAAAGGAGCUCCAGACUCAGGUCCUCUCUGAUUUUCAACGCUGCCAAGUUAGAUCAGCCUAACGCAACAGUAGAGAAGGUUCAGAUGAUCCACAAGGAACAAGUGUCCAAUGAACUGACAAAGGACAAUGAAACCAUAAAGACGGCCGCCUCGUCGAAAGUGGCGGAACUGUUAGAGAAGUACAAAGCUGUGGGCAAAGACGCCGAGCGAGCUACAGUCACUCACACCAAAGCCGUUUCCAGUUUUCUCCAGGAGGAAUCACAGAACACGGAGAAGAAAUGUACCAAAUCCGUGCAAUACAAGAUUCUGGAGAGUAGAGUACUGGAGUCCAAAGACUCCUGCAGUUCUUACAAGAUGCACGGGGAGACUGACAGAGCGUUUGGAAUGGCUUCGUCGGCCCCCCAGCUCAUUGAUGCUUUGAGUAAAGAUCCCUUAGCACACCUGGGCGCUAAAGUGGACAAACUGUCAUCUCGGUUUUACCCUAUAGAGAAUAAACCUGCUCUUCCAGAAAAGGAGAGCCUUAUAUUUGUAGGAGAUACUCAGAAAUUGGCUCUUCCAGAAAAGAAGGAACGAGUGACGUUCAAGGAAGAUGCUGAAAAAUUGGUCAGUGCAGAACUGAAGAAACCACAGGGGAGGAUGGGCACCACAUCGGUCAUCGAAAACCUGUCUAAAGGUCCAGGAUCUGACAGCUCCCUCAAUAAAUCCGAGGAAGAGUGUUCAAAACAGGAACAAAACACAAUGGAGUUUUUAAGGAAAGGAUCCCUGCGGUUGAAGCAGUUUCUGAACCCGAAAGGUGAAAAGAAACUGGAGGAGGAACCCAGUUGCGAGGUCGGAAAGUCUGACAAACAGCCCACGGGUCUCAAAAGAUCUUCCAUAGGCGACUGUCAGGAAAUGGUGGUGGAGGAAGAAAAAAACCACAAAUUUGCAACGCCGCUUCCUCCCAAAAGCAGCCAACCGACGCAGGGCAGAUUUCCUUCGUCCACAGCCAACAUUCUGUACAGCAGCAAUCUCCGUGAUGACACCAAGGUGAUUUUGGAACAAAUCUCUGCCAACAGCCAGAAGAACAGAGCUGAACUGGCCAAGCAGCUGCCAUCCACCAGCAAUCCCGACCUUUCUAAGUCAACUAUGAGCUUGGAAAGGAAAGCCGAGAAGGAGAAAAGCUGCAACAUCCACAGGUCGGAGAGCUUUGGGAGCCAGAAGCGAAACGUCCAGCGGCAGCCGUCGGAGGACAGAGACACGCUGCUGAAAAAGAUGGAGAACAUGCGGAAGGAAAAGAGGGUGUACAGCAGGUUUGAGGUCUUCUGCAAAAAGGAUGAGCAUACGAGCCAGAGCGAGGAGGAGUACGACGCGGACGCCAAGGACAAGAAGAUGGGAAAGUUCAUGCCCAAAAUCCUGGGGACCUUCAAGACCAAAAAAUGAUCAUAGGAGCGCUGUUUAAUUCCCUAUCGUCACUGACUGGCAAAGCAAUGAGGGAGAAACACAUUUAUGACGGCUGCGAAGCUCUUCGAGGCUGGCAAGGGGGAUGUGUUCAGCGUGACUCCUAGGGCACAGACGGCCCCGUAGAGUCGUGUGGUAACAGGAAACCUUGUUACAGUAUAUUUAAAAUAAAAUUAUUAAAUUGCCAA
Messenger RNA from Tympanuchus pallidicinctus (lesser prairie-chicken), 4972 nucleotides. RefSeq names its product family with sequence similarity 83 member H (gene SACK1H). Gene Ontology annotation, molecular function: keratin filament binding. Gene Ontology annotation, cellular component: keratin filament. The record is from RefSeq and is a predicted model, not a curated record. NCBI's taxonomy places the organism in Eukaryota, Metazoa, Chordata, Aves, Galliformes, Phasianidae. The transcript has 8 exons. The coding region runs from base 1365 to 4766 and encodes 1133 amino acids. Gene Ontology annotation, biological process: intermediate filament cytoskeleton organization; positive regulation of cell migration; protein localization to cytoskeleton.